This is a messenger RNA of Bubalus bubalis (water buffalo), 3634 nucleotides long. It is a transcript of the gene SYCP2L, whose product is annotated as synaptonemal complex protein 2 like. Bases 666 to 3152 code for a protein of 828 amino acids. Lineage: Eukaryota; Metazoa; Chordata; Mammalia; Artiodactyla; Bovidae. The record is from RefSeq and is a predicted model, not a curated record. The transcript is spliced from 30 exons.
UUAAAGAAAAUUCCAAUCCAACUUAUUUUUGUCACCGUGUUCCCGUAUCAGACAAACGAUCAGCCUAAACCUGGUACACAUUCCUGUGGGGCUAAAGUACGUGGGCAGAAAACAAGCAGACUGGAUGAAAAUGUUUAUUUUAUUUUGACAGAGCACAGCGAGGUGUGUAUAUUUUAAAACGCUUUCUUUUUAAAGUCACAGUUUCGGGUACAAAUCUGGUUCCUAUGGGGAAAGUUCGGCUUCAGUCUGUUAAUAUCAAUGGAUCGAAACGAGCUCUGCUAUCUGUUAAAGGUGGAGAGAAAACUGCCGGCUUCAGCACAGGGUGCGCCUAUCAGCUUAGAACUUCCCUUUUAAAGUCUGUUAAUUGACAUGUUUUCAUCCCUGGAGAAAUCGCUUUUUCUUAAGGUGCGCUUGCGUGCGCCCAGGUGGCCUUACCUUGAUUCCUAGUUAACAUGCCAGCGUUUCUCAACACGCUUCUCAAUCACGGGACUCUGCUCGGUUUUCAGGGGCGGGAUGAUUAAUUAGAGUUUGGGGCGGAGCUUGGCGUCCGGGAGCCGUGGCUUACCCCAGCCCUCGCCGGCGGAACCCAGGAGGCCGAGCGCGGCGCGUCCGGCUCCCGGCGUGCGCCCUGGUUCGGGUACUUGGCGUCCUGCCUGAGCCUCGGGAUGGGGGAGGAGAACGAAGGUCCUUUGCAGCCCGUUCAGGAAAAGGACGAGAGUGGACUGCCCCGGGAUGCUUUCUCUCUUCAAUCGCUUAUUACUAAUGCAUUCCAUGAUGAAGGAUUUCAGAAAAUCAAAGAAUAUUUUCAGGAACAGCGCCAUGUUCCUCAAAAAUAUAACAAUCUUUUAUUACGCCAUCUCGACAGAUCAAUAAAUAAGGAACUGGAUAAAAAUGAAUUCCAGCAUGUUUCUCUGUUGCUGAAAUGUAUCCAGCGAUUCUUCAUUGAUGGCCUCAAAGAAGAUGAGCCUUUACUGAUUAAGCAGGGUCUGAUCCCAAAGAUGGUUUCCUGGUUUGAAAGAACAGUGGAAUUUCUGACCAUGGCAGACCUAGCCUCAGACACAUCUCUGAAGAACGUGACGGAAGACUUUUUUGACACAGCCUUGAUUAUUUCCAGAAGAAGUAGUCAAGGGAAAAUUCAGAUGUUGAAUUCCUUCAUAUUUACCUUGGGAUUUCUAGUGACAGAAGAAGCUGUAAAUCCUUUGAUCCAGCGGGAGGCACUGAGGAUCUUGAACGGCAUUCUGCAAGCUGUACCUCGGGAAGAGAGAAAACGGCUCCUCUUGUUGGAAGGCCCCUGUCGUCUUAUGAAAGACCUUGCAAGGACAAUCUUAACUGUGGGUGAUUAUGACCAGCAGGUGGCUCUUUGUGAAGCGUUGUGUAGAUUGGCGACAAGAAAAUCCAGGGAGGACUUUGUCCCUCAGUGGUUUGAAGAUGACACCAUUGCUAAGGCUUUCAAAGAAAUUAACGACCGAGAAUUUGAGACGGAUUGUAGACGGUUUAUCAAUCACCUAAAUGACAGACUUGGUGACCAAAGAAGGGUCUAUUCAUUUCCCUGCAUUGCUGCUUUUGCUGGUGAGCAUGAGAUGAGAAAACCUGCAGAUGAAAAAUUAGAGAAAUUUUGGAUCGAUUUCAACCUAGGGAGUCAGAGUGUAACUUUUUAUAUAAACAAUCCUGAGAGUGAUCUGUGGGACUCAGUAAGACUUUUGAAGGAAGCAGUGGUGAAUUUCAGCAUACUAGAAACUGAGAUGAAGAUGCUCGAAAUUUACCUGAAGAAGCCUAUUAAUAUCAGAAACAAAGAAGUGACGAAAAUAGAAAUCCAUUUUGAAUUGCAGUUCAACAUAUCACAAGCUUCCAUUAAAGCUUUAGGAGAAGACAAACAGGUGAUGCCUGACCAGACAAAAACCUCAGCUGUUUUUAGUGAAUUAGAGAAAGAAGACACUGAGAUUCCUAGCAGCCACAAAACAGAGACAGACCAAGCAAAGGACUCUACCGAGACGGCAGAGUUAACCAGGGCUGAAGAUGACCACCUCCUGAUAACUCUCCCCUUAAAUAACCAGUCUGAGCCUGCUCAAACAAAUACAGCUGAUAAUUCACCUGAAAAAUCAAAACUGGAUGAUACACAAAAAGUUACUUCAGAACUCAAGUAUUCUGUGGAUUUACAAGAAUCAUCAGCAACAAUUCAGUUUCCUGCAUUAAAUGACGCAUCUAGGAAAGAUUCUGCUUUUGAGGAUAAUAGAAAGCAAGAAACACGGAUGUCGUUUGGUUAUAGGAAACACCUUUUCUCGGAGAGUAAUCAAGAUUCAAGUAGUAGCGGCAGUGAGCUGUCUUGGGCUGGUAACCGAAAAAGGAAAUCCUUAAAGUCGUAUCCUAGUAGGAAAAAGACAAGAACCAGAAGCAGCAGCAUAAGAAGUAAGUCUGUCUUGCCUCUUUUUCCUCCCAGUAGUGGCAGUGACCUUGAGAAAGAUCAAGUUAAAAUUCUAACACCCUUACGGAAAGAUUCCUCCAGGCAAAAUAAUGUCACACCUCCCAAAAUUUCUGGAACCGAAUUUCAAAGUAGUUCUGCCUUUUUAACUCCUGAAGAUUCUGCCCAGAAAACAGAACUUCACAGCCCCAGCCCGCUGAGUGAUCUCUCUUCGCUGGAGCACUCAGAUGUUGAAGAAAAUGAAUCUAAGACUGUGGCCCCAGAGUCAUUGAUGAAAAGUACUACUUUCAAACAUAAACUGCAAAACGUGGAGGACAGAGAAGGCAUUUCAACUUCAUCCUUAAACAUUCCGCCAGAGAACUUAAAAGGUUCUGUGAUGAUCACUGCUUUUGAAAACUUCACUAGAGAACUGAAAAGAAACUAUGAGCUUAGGUACAGAAGGAGCCCACUUUAUUCAAAAAAUGCAAAGGAAGUACCAGAUUGCCUGAUAGAACUUUUAAGCCAGAUACAUCAUCGCAGACUGAAUAAACUGGAACAGUUUCACAGUUUUGUUCUUCAAGAGCUGAGCAAUCUUGACAAGGAUUUCGAGGUUCUUCAACGCCUUGAGGACGAUGUUCUGGAAUUUUUGGGGAAGCAGUCAGCUGACCUGAAAUCAUUCUGUGAACUGCAGCUGCAGAGCCUGAGCCACGGGGAGGAGACAAAGCAGCCUCCGGCCACACAGGCUGUGCCUUAGUGCUCUGUGCGCGUUCACGGCAAGUGGAGUUCCUGAGACCUGCCAAGUCAGGAUAGACUGUAAUAUGUUGGUCGUUUGUCCAUUUGGUCACAAAGGUUUACCUUUUGUAUUUAAAUUUGGUCAGAAAAUAAGAAGUUCAGGAUGUUUAGCAACUUGGAGUCAUGUUGCCCUUUUUUUUUUUUUAAUUUUUGAAAGUAAAAUUGAUUUUUGAGAAGCAGCUUCAAGUUAUUUGGAGAAGGGAAACCUCAGCAUCUGUAUAUAUAUAUAUACUACUUAGCAUGUCUCUUUAAGGGAGAGCUUACUUUGGGAUGAAAAGAGCUCAGAUGAAAAUAGUGUUGUAUUUUGAAAUAGUUAUUCUUCUGUUUGGCAGAUAUUCUGGUUUCUCUGGAACUUUAACAAAACUUCCAGCUUUAGCAGAGGAGAAAUAUUCAUCUUUUGAUAAUUAUUAAAUGCUCUAAUAAAGUCUGGUGCGUGGAGUUGUA